UUUGCGUCCGCCUGCCGGGGAUUGGCCGGUUUCUCUGCCCGCUCCCGAGUGCUGCCGUGCUCAUUGCCUUGUGAGCCAGUGGGAGAAAGAUGUCUCCCCAACUGUAUGAGUUCCAUCUGCCCUUAUCCCCAGAGGAGUUGUUGAAAAGUGGAGGGGUGAAUCAAUAUGUUGUGCAAGAGAUAUUGUCCAUCAGAAAUCUUCCAUCACAGCUUAGAGCAUUUCAGGCUGCCUUCCGAGCUCAGGGGCCCCUGGCUAUGCUGGAGCACUUUGAUACUAUCUAUAGCAUUCUACAUCACUUUCGAAGUAUAGAUCCUGGCCUCAAGGAAGAUACUCUGGAAUUCCUGAUAAAAGUGGUGUCCCGUCAUUCCCAGGAACUUCCCACUAUCCUGGAUGAUGCAGCUUUGAGUGUGUCAGAUAGGAGCGCCCACCUAAAUGCUCUCAAAAUGAACUGCUAUGCUCUGAUCCGCCUCUUGGAAUCCUUUGAGACCAUGAGCAGCCAGACAAGCCUCAUGGACCUGGACCUUGGGAAGGGAAAGAAAGCCCGGGCCAGGACAACCUAUGGCUUUGACUGGGAAGAAGAGAGGCAGCCAAUUCUUCAGCUUCUAACACAGCUGCUCCAGUUGGACAUUCGUCACCUGUGGAACCACUCAAUAAUUGAAGAGGAAUUUGUCAGUUUGGUUACUGGCUGCUGCUACCGCCUCCUGGAGAACCCCACCAUUAGUCACCAGAAGAACCGCCCCACCCGGGAGGCCAUCACGCGCCUGCUCGGUGUCGCCUUGACACGUUAUAACCAUAUGCUCAGUGCCACUGUGAAGAUCAUCCAGAUGCUGCAGCACUUUGAACACCUGGCCCCCGUAUUGGUGGCGGCUGUGAGCCUGUGGGCAACUGAUUAUGGAAUGAAGAGCAUAGUGGGGGAGAUUGUAAGAGAGAUUGGGCAGAAGUGUCCCCAGGAGCUGAGUCGGGACCCUGCAGGGGCAAAGGGCUUUGCAGCCUUCCUGACAGAACUAGCAGAACGCAUCCCAGCCAUCCUGAUGUCCUGCAUGUGCAUUUUGCUGGAUCAUCUGGAUGGAGAGAAUUACAUGAUGCGCAAUGCUGUGCUGGCAGCUAUGGCAGAGAUGGUCCUGCAGGUUCUGAGUGGUGAUCAACUGGAAGAAGCAGCCCGAGACACCAGAGACCAGUUCUUGGACACCUUGCAAGCCCAUGGCCAUGACGUCAACUCCUUUGUGCGGAGCCGUGUUUUGCAGCUCUUUACCCGAAUCGUCCAGCAGAAGGCUCUCCCCUUGACGCGUUUCCAAGCAGUGGUGGCCCUAGCAGUGGGACGUCUGGCAGACAAGUCGGUGCUAGUAUGUAAAAAUGCCAUUCAGCUGCUGGCCAGCUUCCUUGCCAAUAAUCCCUUUUCCUGCAAGCUUAGUGACACUGACCUCGCUGGACCACUGCAGAAGGAAACCCAGAAAUUACAAGAGAUGAGGGCCCAGAGACGAGCUGCAGCUGCUUCUGCAGCGCUGGACCCAGAGGAGGAGUGGGAAGCCAUGCUGCCAGAGUUGAAGUCUACUCUGCAACAGCUGCUAAAGCUUCCCCAGGAAGAAGAGGAGAUUCCUGAGGCAAUUACUAAUACAGACACCACUGAAGAUGUGAAAACACGCAUCCAUCAGUUGCUUGCCAAGGCUAGUUACAAGCAGGCCAUCCUUGUCACUCGAGAAGCCAUAGGCCACUUCCAGGAGUCUGAGCCUUUCUGUCACAUGGACCCAGAGCAGUCAGAGGAGACCAGGUUCCUGAAUCUCCUGGAGACUGUCUUCAAAGGCCCAGCAGCUUCCACACAGAAUACCCAGGGGCCGGCAGGGAACAUGGGCCCAGAACAGACAGACUGUAAAGACAAGCCCAGUGUGUCAGAGUCUGGGAAAUCCCGGGAAAACGAUGAACUGGUGAAGCAGGAGAUGCUGGUGCAGUAUCUGCAGGAUGCCUAUAGCUUCUCUCUGAAGAUUACAGAGGCCGUUAGCAUCAUCAGCAAGAUGAUGUAUGAAAAUACAACGACAGUCGUACAGGAGGUGAUUGAAUUCUUUGUGAUGGUGUUCCAAUUUGGGGUACCUCAGGCCCUGGUCGGGGUGCGCCGCAUGCUGCCUCUCAUCUGGUCUAAGGAUCCUGGGGUCCGGGAAGCUGUGCUUAAUGCCUACCGCCAACUUUACCUCAACCCCAAAGGGGACUCCGCCAGAGCCAAGGCCCAGGCUUUGAUUCAGAAUCUCUCUUUGCUACUAGUAGAUGCCUCAGUUGGGACCAUCCAGUGUCUUGAGGAAAUUCUCUGUGAGUUUGUGCAGAAGGACGAACUGAAGCCAGCAGUGACCCAGGUGCUGUGGGAGCGGGCAGUCGAGAAGGUCCCCUGCUCUGCUGUGGAGCGCUGUUCCUCGGUCAUGCUUCUUGGGAUGAUGGCGCGAGGAAAACCAGAAAUUGUGGGAAGCAACUUAGACACACUGGUGAGCAUAGGGCUGGAUGAGAAGUUUCCACAGGACUACAGGCUGGCCCAGCAGGUGUGCCAUGCCAUUGCCAAUCUCUCUGACAGGAGAAAGCCUUCUCUGAGCAAACGUCACCCCCCCUUCCGGCUGCCUCAGGAACACAGGCUGUUUGAGCGACUGCGGGAGGUGAUCACAAAAGGCUUUCUGCACCCAGACCCACUCUGGAUCCCAUUCAAGGAGGUGGCGGUGACCCUCAUUUACCAGCUGGCAGAGGGCCCCGAGGUGAUCUGUGCCCAGAUAUUGCAGGGCUGUGCGAAACAGGCCCUGGAGAAGCUGGGAGAGAAGAGCAGCACCCAGGAAGGCCCGAAGGACGCCCCCAUGCUCCCCACUUUCCUGCUGAUGAACCUGCUGUCCUUGGCUGGAGACGUGGCUCUGCAGCAGCUGGUGCAUUUGGAACAGGCAGUGAGUGGAGAGCUCUGUCGGCGCCGGGUUCUUCGGGAAGAACAGGAGCAGAAGACUAAGGACCUAAAGGAGAAGAACACCAGCUCUGAGACCACCAUGGAGGAGGAGAUGGGGCUGGCGGGCGCUGCCGCUGAUGACACGGAGGCAGAACUCAUCCGCAGCAUUUGCGAGAAGGAGCUGUUAGAUGGCACACAGGUCCUGGCUGCCUUCGUUCCACUUCUGCUCAAAGUCUGCAACAGCCCUGGCCUCUACAGCAACCCGGAGCUCUCGGCGGCGGCUUCACUUGCCCUGGGCAAGUUCUGCAUGAUCAGUGCCACUUUCUGUGACUCCCAGCUUCGUCUGCUGUUCACCAUGCUGGAAAAGUCCUCACUGCCGAUUGUCCGGUCUAACCUCAUGAUUGCUACUGGGGAUCUGGCCAUCCGCUUCCCCAACCUGGUGGACCCCUGGACACCUCAUCUGUAUGCUCGGCUCCGGGACCCAGCUCAGCAAGUUCGGAGAACAGCGGGGCUGGUGAUGACCCACCUGAUUCUAAAGGACAUGGUGAAGGUAAAGGGGCAGGUGAGCGAGAUGGCCGUGCUGCUCAUCGACCCCGUGCCUCAGAUCGCUGCCCUGGCCAAGAACUUCUUCAAUGAGCUUUCCCACAAGGGCAAUGCGAUCUAUAACCUCCUUCCAGAUAUCAUCAGCCGCCUGUCAGACCCCGAGGGAGGGGUGGAGGAAGAGCCUUUCCACACCAUCAUGAAGCAGCUCCUCUCCUACAUCACCAAGGACAAGCAGACCGAGAGCCUGGUGGAGAAGCUAUGCCUGCGCUUCCGCACAGCCCGGACCGAGCGGCAGUACCGGGACCUGGCUUACUGUGUGUCACAGCUGCCCCUCACAGAGCGAGGCCUCCGCAAGAUGCUGGACAACUUUGACUGCUUUGGGGAUAAACUGUCAGAUGAGUCCAUCUUCAGUGCUUUUUUGUCGGUCGUGGGCAAGCUGCGGCGUGGGGCCAAGCCCGAGGGCAAGGCUAUAAUAGAUGAAUUUGAACAGAAGCUUCGCGUCUGCCACACCAGAGGGUUGGAUGCAGUAGAAGACCUUGAGGUUGGCCAAGGGGGUAGCCAGAGAGCCCCAUCAGCCAAGAAACCGUCCACUGUCUCUAAGCGGCACCAGCAUCUGGCUUCUGCAGCCUCAUCAGACGGUGACUUUGUCACCCCCGAGCCCCGCCGUACUGCCCAUCGGCAUCGAAACACUCAACAGCGAGUUUCAAAAAAGAAACCGAGAAUCGUCUUCUCAAGUGAUGAGUCCAGCGAGGAAGAGCUUUCAGCAGAGAUGACAGAAGAUGAGACACCCAAGAAGACCACACCCAUCCGCCGAGCACCUCCUCGAAGGCACAGGCCUUAAGAGGUCGUGUUGCCUGUUCCCGUCCCUGCUGUGCAGGGUGUCUUGUGGUGUGACCUAGAAGUCCAUUGCUCUUGUAAAAUACUUGUUUGCCUGUCUUCUUGUCUUUUUAAUAUAUAAUGGUCUUUAUAAUGUAAAGCGUCUCUCUUAAACUAGCCCAGCUGAACUGAAUUGAGCUGCUUUCACUGGAAUAUAUGUCUGCCAGUCUGUUUCCUAGUGAAUAAAUGUUUUUAUAUACUUUUA
Odobenus rosmarus divergens (Pacific walrus) is the source of this 4529-nucleotide messenger RNA. It is a transcript of the gene NCAPD2, whose product is annotated as non-SMC condensin I complex, subunit D2. Bases 90 to 4289 code for a protein of 1399 amino acids. Gene Ontology annotation, molecular function: histone binding. Lineage: Eukaryota; Metazoa; Chordata; Mammalia; Carnivora; Odobenidae. Gene Ontology annotation, cellular component: condensed chromosome, centromeric region; nucleus. The transcript has 32 exons. The record is from RefSeq and is a predicted model, not a curated record. Gene Ontology annotation, biological process: mitotic chromosome condensation; mitotic cell cycle; meiotic chromosome condensation.